Molecule: messenger RNA, 1235 nt
Organism: Daphnia pulex (common water flea)
Lineage: Eukaryota; Metazoa; Arthropoda; Branchiopoda; Diplostraca; Daphniidae
Product: lipase member H-like
Exons: 7
Coding region: 91-1059 (322 amino acids)
Biological process (GO): lipid metabolic process
Molecular function (GO): lipase activity
Source: RefSeq, a predicted model, not a curated record
AUCAUCUUAGAUUGGGCGGUGAGACGACUAUAUAAAUCUCAAGCGGUGGAAUACCGAAUAGUACCAGGCAGUCAUUUCUUUAACCAAAAAAUGAAGUUCCUACAAGCGCUCUCGUUGUCACUUUGCACCAUCUUUUGCGUAGUCCAAGGCAAAAGCAUUGGAGACGCAGAUGUCAUGGCCAGCAAAGCUGAUCCCAUUGAAUUUACCCAUUUCAAUUUGUGGACUCGCAAUAAUCCUGUCACGUUGCAAGAACUGUUCAUCGGAGACGCCGCUUCUCUAGCCGCAUCGAAUUUUGAUAUUUCUAAGCCCACCAAAAUAUUUGCUCACGGCUGGCGAAUGAAUGGGUACGACAACAAUGCGGUAUUCAGCCUUCGUGAUGAAUUCCUUUCCAAAGAAAAUUGUAAUUUUAUCGCGGUUGAUUGGGAAGAAUUGGCGAAUAAUUUAAAUUAUUAUUCUUCGGCUGCCAAUACCCAACCAGUUGGCAUCUUAACCGGCGAUUUCAUCAACUUUUUGAUUGCACAAGGAACGAAUGUGAAUCAAUUUCAUGUCAUUGGUUUCAGCUUGGGAGCUCACGUUGCGGGAAAAGCUGGUGCCCUCGUCAACGGACUUAUCCCAAGAAUUACAGGUCUUGAUCCGGCCUAUCCUGGAUUCUCAGUAGAAAAUACGGACGAACGUCUGGACGUGACGGACGCCCAGUUUGUCGACAUUAUGCACACAAACAGCGCAUCAUUGUUGGAUGGUGGACUGAGUUUCCCCGUGUCAAUUGGUCACGUAGACUUCUGGCCGAACGGAGGCAUUGUUCAACCGGGUUGCAUCCUUACAGGAUCUGAUAUUCUGGCCAUAGCAACGGGAUGCAGUCAUAGCCGGGCCUACCAAUAUUUUGCCGAGACUAUCAAUGGUGGACGUUUUACUUCUAUCCGCUGUACGUCCUAUGAAGAAUUCGACGCUGGUUUGUGCAAUGGAAAUCAACAAGAUUUGAUGGGUCUGCCCGUUUCUCUAUCAGCGACGGGUGAUUAUUACCUCAACACGUUUGACGCUCCUCCUUUCUCCAUGGGAUGAUUUAUCGGUUGCACUUGUAAAUCUGUAUAUCCUAUGCCUUUUACUCAAAGACCCUAAUGCCCAUAAUCAUGGCAGCUUUACGACUUUGACUUAAUCUAUUGUUUUUUAACUGUGUUGUUGCGGAAUAUGCCUGUCAAUGCAUAAGUAACCGGCAAUACAUAACUGUUACUAAGUUA